AUGGAAGGAGUGCAUGUUUCUACAAAUCCAGAGAUUCCUGGUGAGCCAUCCCAGACUGGAACAGCCCUUGUUGAGAAGGCCACCGCCACUAUUCAAGGUUUUGGCCAUGUUAACAAAAUCCACCAGCAUCUCUGCGCAUUCCAUUUCUAUGGGCACGAUAUGACUCGACANNUCUAUGGGCACGAUAUGACUCGACAGGUGGAAGCGCACCAUUUCUACGGGAAUCUAAACGAGGAAUUCAGGCAAUGUCUUAUAUAUGACAGGCCUGAUGAUGAUGGGCGGCUGAUUGGGCUAGAAUAUAAAGUAUCAGAGGAACUUUUCUUGACACUGCCGGAUGAGAAGAAAUUCUGGCAUUCCCACGAAUUUGAGGUGAAGAGUGGGUUCUGUUCAUGCCCGGAGUUCCCGGCCCAGUCCAGCGCCAGGAAUUAG
Fraxinus pennsylvanica is the source of this 429-nucleotide messenger RNA. The record is from the annotation of a GenBank genome assembly. NCBI's taxonomy places the organism in Eukaryota, Viridiplantae, Streptophyta, Magnoliopsida, Lamiales, Oleaceae.